Messenger RNA from Geodia barretti, 699 nucleotides. The record is from the annotation of a GenBank genome assembly. Lineage: Eukaryota; Metazoa; Porifera; Demospongiae; Tetractinellida; Geodiidae.
AUGGCCCUUUCCGGUCUGAUAUACUCCAACGCGGCUCUUGCAAGGUGGGUUCAGACUCAAGCGAACCCCCUCCAGAACCUGAAUUUGUCGUCAUCGACCGAACAUAAACUGGACACCGCGCUCCGUCUCCUGCGAGGGGGGGGCGUUGUUGCCGUUCCCACCGACACUCUCUACGGACUGGCGGCUGACGCGUUCAAUCCGGACGCUAUUGAGCGGGUGUUCGGCAUCAAGGAGAGGCCGGACGGGUUAGCGUUGCCCGUGCUUUUAGCUGACCCUGGGCAGUUGGAAAUGGUUGCCGCGCAAGUUUCGCCCCAGGUCAGACAGAUUGCCGAGGCGUACUGGCCCGGCCCGCUGACCAUGAUUGUGAAACGGGCCAGCGGCCUGCCGCCUCGCCUGACUGCCGGCCAUCCGACAGUGGCGGUUCGGGUUCCGGAUCACCAAGUGCCGAGGGAGCUGGCGCGCAAGCUGGGGCGACCGAUCACGGGCACCAGCGCCAAUAUCAGCGGGGCCGCCGAUCCGCAAUCCCUCGAGGAGUUACGGCGGCAGGUGGGAGACCGCGUAGACCUGGUGGUCGAGGACGGUCCGAGCCCCGCGGGCACCGCGUCGACGAUCGUUGACGUUUCCGGGAAUGAGCUCAAGCUGGUUCGCGACGGUGCGGUGCCAUUCGAAGAGAUUGCAGCCCUCUUUAACAGCCAGUAG